Messenger RNA from Cladocopium goreaui, 2253 nucleotides. NCBI's taxonomy places the organism in Eukaryota, Dinophyceae, Suessiales, Symbiodiniaceae. The record is from the annotation of a GenBank genome assembly.
UCGCAGCUUCCAUGCAGCUUCCAUGGGUCUCCUCGUUCUACGCUUCGUUCUACUUCUACGUCUUCCUGUUCGUUGCCGAUGCUGUGGCCUCUAAAGUGCCGGUGACGGAGGAGGAGACCGCAGGCUUGCUGCAGCUCCAACCUGUCGAACCACUUGAAGCACUCGAAGCGCCAGUGGCUCAAACUUUUUACGGGCCAGCUGCAGCACCGGGCCAAUUUUGGUAUCCACCAUUUUUGCCGCCUCAAACCCAGUUUGCUCAGUUGUCUCCUUCUUGGGAAAACAGGAGAGGAGAUAGAGAAACCUGGACUGCGGGGCCUUAUGGACAGUCAGAAAUGAAGCUUCACAGAUUUGCAGGUGGAGGAGAUUUGAGUCACGGAGACCAUCCACUCACAGGUCCCUUGUUGACUCGCCCCGCACCGGUGCCAGCGCCGGCCAUGGUUCCAGCCAUGGUUCCAGCUGUUCCAGCGGUUCCAGCUGUUCCAGACAGCCCUAGCAGCCCUACCAUUGCCACGGCUCCCGCCGUUCCCGUCGCCGCUCCUGCCGUUCCGUCGGUUCUGAGCAGCGGCCUGCGCACCGAGCGCCAGGAACGCUUCGCCGGCGGCGGAAGCACCGGCACCGCGGGCACCACCAGCACCGCUGCUGGAAGCGCUGCUGGAAGCGCUGCUGGAGCGGCUACCGCACGGGUGGAUCCCAGAGAAGUCUUUGCCAAUGGCGCUGCACGCUUCGCAGGGGGUGGGGCAGAUGGUGGACUACAUGGAUUACAUACACUCUCUCCGAAUGGCUUCGCCGGUGGAUCAAGCAGAGGUGCUAGUGAUGGUAGUGGCUCUCUGGGCGUAUUUCCAGGUGCGCUGCCAGGUGAGUCCGGCGGAUCGGUUCCAAUGUUUGGAGCUGGUUCCGCACUUCCGGGGUCUCGAAAGACUUGGGAGCCCCUUCCACCGAAGACUCUCUGGAGCGAUCCGUUGCAAGGCACGUGGAGGGACCAACACGUCUUCGCCAGUGGUAUGGAGACCAAGCCCAAAGCUGAAAACACGGCUGGAAACACGGCUGGCAACACUCCGAGUGGCAAAACGCCUGAUGAUGAUGAGACCUAUUCAGUGGAUUGCGGAACCACAGUUUUCCAACCAAAAGAUUGGCAUUUCACCUUCCGACCACCCAACACUGGCGAUUUCAACAUUCCCAUUGCGGUACACCAGAGCCCUCACCAAAAAAGUUAUCAGAUCGCCCGUAUGGAAGUCUCUGUGAAUGCGGACCUGGACAACUGGCAGCCUUUUCAGUUGCGUUUGAUCGCCCCAUCGCGCACCUCGAUUCUGCUGAAGGAGUCGGGCACCUCGGAGUGCGCGGAUCUCCGUUGCGAGUUUACGGAGCUCAACUCGUGCCACAGCUGCACCCGGCCCAAGGAACAGCUGUCGGCCUUCGUCGGGGAGUCCGCGUUGGGCACGUGGAUGGUGGCCUUCGAAGACAAGGAAGGCCGCAAGCGAACUGGUUUGAUGGCCUGGGCCGCGCUCAAAAUCACUUGGAGCUGCGAACCACCCAUCGCAUCGUGAAAAUAUGAAAAAUGCAUCAGAUAUGUCAGAUAUGUCAACAUGUGACAAAAAUGUAUAUAUGUGACAAAAAUGUGAUAAGAAGUCAAUUAGAAGUCAAUAGAAGUCACGUCACCAGGACGUCACAGCUUUGUCCAACUUUGUCGUCGAUCCUUCGACUUUCGUGACCUGUAGACACAUCCUGUUGGGUCAGACUGUCAGAUUGUCAGAUUGGGUCACGUUGAGCGAUUUCUGUGGCACUAUGUGGCGCUUGGGAAGUGACUAUGACUAUGCAAGUGGCUAUGGAAGCAUCACCAUUUUGCAGUGGCCAGUGAAGGGUCACGAAUUUGGUGGUGCACAGUGAGAGGAAGCUGUAGGAACUUUGUAGAAACUCUUUGUAGGAAGCUUGUAGAUUCGUGUGCUGAGAUGUUAUGCGUCAUCAGAUUUGUACAAUUUUGUACAUCCACUUACUUUUCAGUUGUUUCUGUUGGAAUCAGUGAUGAGACUUUGCUAUAAAUCGAGAUUUGAGAGAAUGCGUGGAGAGAUGCAUAAGUGUAGGCUUCAAGCAUCCCUCAUGUUUUGAGAGAAUAGGGCGGUAAAACCAAACCGUCAGCUGUUAGGCCUUAAUCAGCUAGGUCUUAAUUCAUUGCAGAUCUCGUUCGAAUGACCGAGAACCCCCUCUACUAUCACAUAGCAUCCACGUUUCCUGGGAAGGCCGCCAAGUUCAGAAACU